Molecule: messenger RNA, 4697 nt
Organism: Lytechinus pictus (painted urchin)
Lineage: Eukaryota; Metazoa; Echinodermata; Echinoidea; Temnopleuroida; Toxopneustidae
Exons: 2
Coding region: 596-2368 (590 amino acids)
Biological process (GO): plasma membrane organization; membrane assembly; regulation of membrane lipid distribution
Cellular component (GO): plasma membrane
Source: RefSeq, a predicted model, not a curated record
AUUCAACGAGAGGAUUGGUACGCACAUUCUUUUGACAGAGCGGACGUGAUGCAGUUAAUGUCAAUCAUUUGAUUAUUUCGUCAGAAGAAAAGUUUUUUUUCUCUCUUAUUCAACAAAAUGGUGAAAAACGUUACUUAAACAAACGCGUAUCGUCUUUUUUGUCAAAGAAUAACUUUUAAUAAAUUUCUUGAUGUUGUGAAAUUGUGGAGUUUAAGACUAAGACACUGUCGUCUGAUUCCCUUGAAUCUGGUUAUAAAUUGUCGAAGUUUUUAUUCGUUGGCGCGGAACGCCAAUCAGCGCAAACUAUCCCUCACUCCCGCGAGACAAGCACCUUGAUGUUCCGCCACUUUUUCAAUUUAUUGGAUUUUUCAUUCUACAGCUCCUAAAAAAAAGCAUCGUUCGUUAUCCGUGUACCCAAUGCGUCUGAGUAAACAACUGCCCCUUGGAACAAACUUCGAGUGAGUUGAAGGAGAUCGAUUGUUUCCGAAUCGCGAAUCCAACAUCUUCUUUACUACUCGAGCUUGAAGCAGGCCAACGUGCGGUCCUUUGUCGCCCAAUCAUCCAAGAGUCUGGGGCGACUGAAUCCUUUUCCCAAAUGCUUAUCCUCGAAAACUUCUAUCUGGGUGCUUGUUUCUUCUGUGCUAUGGAAGCAACGGAUUUGCUAUGGAUUUCGAUCACAGUCAACUUUUCUUCGGCCCUUUUCUUUCUCACUCGAUCGCUCCUCGGUCGCUUAGCGGCCAGAUGGCGGGAGGCUAUCGACGACAAGUCAGUCUGGCGAUCAGUGGUGGAUAAGCAUGAAGACGAGCCGUGGAGGUUUCCCAGAUUUGUCAUUGACGUAAUUCAGAGCGCCGUAAUGACUAUUGCAGGGUUCGCCAUCCUGUGUGUCGAUGACGUCAUUCACCAGCCCUUUCGUGGAACAUUCAGUAGCAUCGCUAAAACAGGUUUCUCAAUUGCCAUCGGCUGUUACAUCUACCGAAUCUUUCAAGACUCCGUACUGCACAAGAAGGUGAAACAUUUCAAGGUGGAUUUGGUUCACCAUCUCGUCACCAUUGCAGUGUAUGGCGUGUUUUUGACGUACCGCGAGAACGCCCUCUUCGGGGCGAUCGGUUUGAUAUGUGCCGGAAGUGUACCAAGCGUAGAGAUCACCAGGUUGCUUAAGGUGGUGGCUGAGUCCAGUGGGAAGCCCACAUCAGUGAUGAGUUCUUAUCGAUGGAACCUACUCAUCGGGGCCGUGAUUACAUUCAUCGUUCGACUUCUUAUCCCAUUGAUACUCGGAACUUUCGCCAUUGUUACGUCUUCGCCCUUGACAAUGUCCAUACCAGUUGUUGCUUUUUUCUUCACGUCUUUGAUGUUUUUCGGAUCAAUUAACAUCUGGUUGUGUGCAGUGGCCAUCCUGGCUAUCCAUCGACGCAAAAGGCGAUAUCUGAAGGAUAUUUACGUGACUGCUUUAGAUGGACAAAGCAGAAAAACAUUUCCCACCUCACACUCACAACAGCCCACAAUUCUUGCCAAACAAAAUCCCAUAAAAUCGAGGCUCACGACACCUUGUGCCAACGUGAAUCUCACUCCUUCCAGUCAAACUCCAACGAAAAUGUCCAAUAAUCAUGCUUUACCAAAUAACUACGUCAAGAUGCCUGUGAAUGAGGCCCUGGUCUUACCUUUCAGGGACAGUUUCAGAUAUCAUAGGGGUAGUUCUUCAGAAGAGUCGAGUCGAUCCGGGAGCAACAGAAGCUCAGGGGAGCUGAUGGUCAUACAGGUCGGGGAAGAGGGUGAUGAGAACCGACAAAGAGCCGUCCGAUUUGUUGUACCAAGGUCACCAUCUGGUCUAAGUUCAUCAUCACUCAUUAACACUACCAAUGCUACUCAUGACAGUGAGGGGUCCCCACAAACCACGACACAGAGAGCUGACCAAGCACCUAGUGUGACGCCCUCUACGACAGAUGUGUACCUGACACGCACCACUUCCACAAUGGUGUCAUCGACGAUUGUUCCAACAGCACAGACACGGCUACUUCCCACACAAACACCGUCGUCACCAUUGAUCCGCAGUAAUUCAAUACAAAUUCCAGUUUCGACAGUGUGUGCAGAUACAGAACUUCAACGGAAGGAAAGAACGCCGAUUUCCACAUCAUCAUCAUCGUCAUCCACCCGACGAUCACUAUUGAGCCGUCCCACCCUUGGCGUGGAGAAUGAAGCAACUUUCGCUUUGUCAGGUUCACGGUCAUCUUCAAGACCAAGCCAUGAAGCUGUCAACAAUGAGACUCUGAACUCUACGCUGUCGAUGCAGCGAGGAUCCCAGAGCCUGAACUCGAUGAACACUCUAAACCGACCAAACAAUGUGUUAUCAAUACCUAGCAAUGGACAUUAAUCAUGGAACAUUGAUAUUUUCAUCAUGAGACAUAUUUAUAUGAAUAUUUAUUACUUCUUGCCCAUUCCCAUAUACAAACUAAUAACUAUCUAUUGUCGAUAGCAAUCUGUAUAUUUCUUCAGCGUAUCAUCCAUGAUUAUUCGUACCUCUUAUUCAAGUAUGAGGUACAAGUGGACCAUUAUGGUCUAGUUCUGCACUACUUUGACAAAAAUAAGCAAGUAACGAAUAAUAAAUGACAGACACACUUUGCCCUUCAACUGGAAAAAACACGUUUGUUCCUUGCUUCACUUUGCCAAAUAUGUUUGAAUUCAUUUUGAAUAGGGCUGUAAUCGAUUGAGAUCAUCGAAAUUGUAGAAUUAAUUUCAAAUCAUUACGCUCAAUUCUUCUUCAUAGAACGAUAUGCACAGUUUCCAUGGACUGAUGGAUAAGGGAGUAUUAUUGACGCAAUAUUGCGUCAAUGACCAACACACCCUUAAUUUGACAUACAAUGAAAAAAAGGUCGCACAAAUCACAUAAUUUCCAUUAUCAUGUAUAAUUUUGUGCUUGUCCAUAAUUAUGUUCAAUGUAAAUGAUGUAUAAAAUAUUAUGUAUGAGAGUUAAGUUUAUAUAUUCCCAAACGGAACUUAAUGUUCUGUAAACUCAAAUCAAUAUUUUUUUAAUAUGAUAUAAUAAACAAAUAUAAUUUUAUUAAAUCCCUAUAUGAUAUAGAGUGAACGAGGCCUAGUAUGAGUUCAUUGGUCUUGUUGUAUAAAUUUGAUUUCCACACAUUUAUGUGACGUAAAAGGCAAUACAAUGGGUGUAAAUUUCACACGUCACCUCUCAUAAUCACUCCGUUUAUUGCGUCAUGCAUCUUCACUCAAAAUCUUGAAAAAUGGGUUUGUUAAUUUGAGCGAAAUUCGUCAUGAAAAUCAUAUCUUUCAAUUUAUUGUAUAAAUAACAUAGAUGCAUAAAUAAUAUAUGAAUCGUGAUGACGUAAGUGAAUGUCGUCAGAGGCGUCGAUCCUGGGGGGGGGGCGAUCGCCCCACCAAUGAAAAUAUUGGGGGGCAAACAUCGUUUUGCCCCCCCCCCUUUAAUUCCGGAUGUGCAAAAAUAAAAUAAGAUUGUAAUGUUACACAGAUAUCGGCAAGCGAGAUUGAGAUACACAACUCGUUCCUUAUUUAAAAUCGUGCUCAAAAUGUCCGUUUUUCAAAGUGGAAUGUAAAAAUUUUCAGCUCGCGCUCGCAUCAUUUUCUUUAGGAAAAACACAUACUUUUCAUGAUUAAAUAGGUAAAUAGAAUGUCCCGAUUUCAGGUCUAAACCUCAAAAGAACUCCCGCUUUGAUUUGCAAUAAUCUUUUGUUGGAUAUGUAUAUUGUUCUUUCAUAAAAACGACCAUUAAACUGUCAUGUUUUCAGAUCGAGCGCUUUGCAUCUAUUGUUCUUUUAGAUACCCAUCUUAAUCAUUGUUACCAAAAUGCUUAGAAUGUCAAGUUUUCAGGUCAGAAUAUAAAGAAAUUACAGCUCGCUCUCGGCACUCGCAUUAUCUGUGAAGUGAGAUAUGUAUCCUCCUAGUGAGUUACUACAAACAGUCCUAAACAGGUAACUUUACAGGUAACUUUACAGGUCACUAUACUAAAAAAUUUCAGCUCGCGCUUCGCGCUCGCAUUAUAAUUUUUUGGUGUGAUAUGUGUCACUUUCUCAUGAGUCAUAAUAUAUAUAUAUAUAUGGGCCUAUGUGUGUGUGUGGGUGGGUUGUGUGAUCGAGCGCCUUUGGAACGUUGAUUCGUGAUUUUGCCCCCCCCCCCCCCCCCCCCAUCUGAAAAAUUGAUCGACGCCCCUGAAUGUCGUUAAGUAGUUUCCCUGACGAUUGAAUGCAAUAAUGUGCUUAAAUACCCGAUCAAGGAUUUUCUGAAAUCAUUUUUCUUCCGUAAAUCACUAUAGGAGAAGAAAGUGUCAAUUUUUUUUGCUCCGUGUUGUGUAUUGCUGUUGCUGUUUUUUGUUGAUGUUUGCAGAAGCCGUGCAUGUGCUACUGAGUUUGCUAUUCAGAUUGCCUCAUCUUUACUUUUGAAAAGUCACCUUACAGUUGUCAGUAAAACAGGGAAAAUCAGAGGAAUGUGUCAUUUAAUUGAGCAUAUUCAUAUUUAACAAGAAAAUCAUAAUAUAAAAAAUGCAUAUGUACACGUUGAUACCAAUAAUGCAUAAAGCAUAACGCAUUUUCAUUUAUUUGGUGCAAGAUAAAGAGCAACGUAUUUAAAAUGGCUUUGAUCAAGGACGGUACGUGCCGGGAAUCGAACCUCGGACUUUCAUGGUGUACUCGGGCGCCUUCGACCACUCGGCCACGGCGCAUAACCAU